AGCUGUCCCGGCAGCCGUUCCAUGACAACUGCCACCAGCAGCUGGUGGCCUGGGCACAACAGGGGCAAGGCAGAGGCCAGGGGCACGCAGGGGCUCACCCGCUGCCCGGCUGCCUCCACACACACUGCUGGGGCUUGCAGGGCAGCUCUGAGCUGGGAGAGGAGCGGUGCUGGGAGGACCUGAGCUCUGCCCGUGGCUGGAGCAAUGGCCACCAUGUACGAUGAGGAGCUGCUGGACUAUUUCCGCAUCGAAUACGGGCGGAACCUCCUGCAGUUGCAGAGGAAACUGCGACAGGCAGAGGAGGACUCCCUGUCCCCAUUUAUCCGUCUCCAGGAGAAGAAGAAAGAAGCCAAACUGAUGCGAAAGGCUCUGGAGGCAAAGAAGGAGGAGUUCAAGGAGAGGAUGAAAGCCGUGGCCUGUCGGUGGCAGGACCUGCACACCCAGGAGGCUGAGCUGAAAACCCACAUGGAGAAAUCCCUGAGGAUCGUAAAGGAAGAUGAUAGGAUGCGAGACCAAGCUCUGAAGAAAAGAGCUGAAGAGAGAGAGAAGACGAUACAAAAGGAGUUUGAGCUUUUGAGAGCUAGAAGGGAACUGGAAGUCCUGAGAAAUAAUCACGAGAAACUCUACAACAAAGUGCAGAAGUACUCCAUCUUCAAAAAAUACCUGGAGGAUGUGGUGAAGAUCUCACAGGAGACUUGCUGGGCUGACAUCCAGAAAACAAGUACCAAGACGACCCUGGAGCUGGGGACCAUCAGGAUGGCCAUCCUCAACCUCUUCCAGUGCGCCAACAGGCAGAUGAAAGCCAAACUGAACGUGCCAGUGGAUGACAGCCAUGGACAACUGAACAUGAUUCAGCAGCUUAUCCAAGACCUUGCAGACAUCUCCAUGGAGGGGAAAGAGGACAUGCAGGACCGCCAGCGAGCAGCUACACCUACAGGACAUGCCAACGUGAGGGGCUCAGCAAGGGUGGGAAGAGGAGGACAGAGGGCCCCAGAGAGAUUGUAGCUUCCACCAGUGAAGUUUCAUCCCUUCUGGCUCUUGUGCCCUGUACAGUUGCUGGUAUCUGUUAUACUAUUAAAAAUAACCAAAUGCCC
Strigops habroptila (Kakapo) is the source of this 1094-nucleotide messenger RNA. RefSeq names its product coiled-coil domain containing 42 (gene CCDC42). NCBI's taxonomy places the organism in Eukaryota, Metazoa, Chordata, Aves, Psittaciformes, Psittacidae. Gene Ontology annotation, biological process: spermatid development. The transcript is spliced from 6 exons. The record is from RefSeq and is a predicted model, not a curated record. Bases 205 to 1005 code for a protein of 266 amino acids.